This is a messenger RNA of Neurospora tetraspora, 1820 nucleotides long. Its product is annotated as mitochondrial carrier domain-containing protein. The coding region runs from base 361 to 1320 and encodes 319 amino acids. NCBI's taxonomy places the organism in Eukaryota, Fungi, Ascomycota, Sordariomycetes, Sordariales, Sordariaceae. The transcript is spliced from 3 exons. Gene Ontology annotation, molecular function: ATP transmembrane transporter activity; AMP transmembrane transporter activity; FMN transmembrane transporter activity. The record is from RefSeq and is a predicted model, not a curated record. Gene Ontology annotation, cellular component: peroxisomal membrane. Gene Ontology annotation, biological process: transport.
AGUGGACAAGCCCGUUGUAACGCUGAGGUUGCUGUUAGUGCAGUCCACUCCAACAGCAAUCGGACCUCGGCUGCUUUUCCAUCAAAGAGGAAAGAGUUGGAUCACUUGAACCGAGCAAAGGCGGCAUCAGGAUAAGAUUCAAGGAAAAUCACUUUUCUUCGCUUGUUUUCUUUUUUCGUACCUCUUUCACGAUAGAAUAAUUUGAAGACGGCGAUAGCCUCUUGUUGUUGAACUCCUCCCUCUCCUCUUGACUUGACAACUCCCCAUUUGUUGUUUCUGUCCCGUCCGUUGUUUCCGCGACAACCCCCGCCUCUUACAUCGCAACAACAACAUCACCAACCAAACAAAAAGUUAUUCAACAUGUCGCAGUCCAAGCCCGUCAUCCCCCAAAAUGACAACGUCGCCCACGCCCUCGCCGGCGCCGGUGGUGGCAUUCUGUCCAUGGCCCUGACCUACCCCCUAAUCACCCUCUCCACCCGCGCCCAGGUCGAAUCCAAGCGCUCCGUCGACACCACCUUCCUCGCCGCCGUCCAGAAAAUCGUUGCGCGCGAGGGCAUCUCCGGCCUCUACUCCGGUUUGUCAUCGGCCCUGUUCGGCAUCUCCGUCACCAACUUCGUCUACUACUACUGGUACGAAUGGACGCGCGCCUUCUUCGAAGCCGCCGCCGUCAAAACCGGGCGGGCCUCCAAGAAGCUGACUACCGUGGAAUCCAUGAUCGCCGGCGCCAUCGCCGGCUCCGCGACCGUGAUCCUGACCAACCCCAUCUGGGUGGUUAACACGCGCAUGACCACGCGCAAGGCUGCUGCUGCUGAAGACGAGAAGGACGCUCUACCGGGCGCACCGGCGGCAAAGAAGCCUAGCACUAUUGGCACCCUUUUGGCGCUGCUCAAGAAUGAGGGACCCCAGGCGCUGUUUGCCGGAGUGGUGCCGGCGCUGGUGCUGGUUAUUAACCCCAUCUUGCAGUAUACCCUGUUCGAGCAGAUGAAGAACGCGGUGGAGAAGAGACGCAAGAUGACGGCCACGCUGGCGUUCUUUUUGGGCGCGGCCGGCAAGCUGUUUGCUACGAGCGUGACGUAUCCGUAUAUUACGGUCAAGAGCCAGAUGCAUGUUGCGCCUGGCGAUGGCGGCAAGAAGGAGGGCAUGAUGGAGGCGAUUAAUCGCGUGGUUAGGGAGGAGGGGUAUGCUGGGUUGUACAAGGGCAUCGGCCCCAAGGUCACCCAGUCCGUCCUCACGGCUGCCUUCCUCUUCGCCUUCAAGGACGUGCUCUACGAGCAGACCGUCAAGCUAAGGGGCAGUGUUACUCGCAAGGCCCUUGCCUAGAGGGCUGUGGCACCGCAGCUCGCGAGGUACGCAGCGUACGCUUAGUGGGCGAAGGACGCCAUCUUAUGUCCCUUUCUGCUGUACCAAUUCGACGUCGACAAUCCCUUCGAGCACAUGGACUUCUAGUCUUGGACGAUGAUGAGUGGCUACGAAAUAUUAUCUGAUUGCUUGGCGGAUAUCGUCUCGAUACCCUUUUAUCUUCAGCAACAGCAGCAUAACAAAACAACAACAACAACAACAACAACAGAUGAACAACAACAGUUUCUUGGUUCUACCUACCCAGAAAGGAGUGAGGAGGAAAGAAAGGGGAAAAGCGAAAAAAAGUCAGCGAUGAAGACGCAUGGAGGAUGGAUGUUUGAUACACCCUGUACAAUACACGGGAGGCGAGCGAUGUUGCCGAAGCGGAGAACGCAAAGUUAGGGAGUUUGGAUUAUGAGAGAUGAUGUAAACUACUUUCGUCGUAUUGUCUUUUUUUGAACUUGGUUUGGUUUAGCUCUGAC